Molecule: messenger RNA, 1008 nt
Organism: Cetraspora pellucida
Lineage: Eukaryota; Fungi; Glomeromycota; Glomeromycetes; Diversisporales; Gigasporaceae
Source: the annotation of a GenBank genome assembly
AUGCAACCAAAAAAUGCUAUACACGUUACUGGAGCUGACGGCGAACUCGGUCUUUUAAUCGUCCGAGGUCUUUUAGAAAUGCCAAACCUUCAUUCACACCUUUUAAAGGUUCCGGUUCAUGCUGGAGUACACCGUGAAACUUCGAAAUCAAUCGAGCUGGAAAAAAGAGGUGCUUUGAUCGCCGAAGUUGAUCCUGUAAAUCAACCAGAGUCCGUUAUUAGCACCUCUUUAAAUAGUGCGUCAAAAUUACUUUUAUUGAUUGACCCUUUAAGUGGUGAGAUUACACGAAAAGAUGUACUUGCUUUCGCGGAAGGAUACAUAAACGCGGCCAAGGAUGCUAAUGUAGAGCAUAUAAUUUUUCCUACUCCAUUUGCAAAGAUUGAUGCACCAUACUCUCCACCUUUGUCUCCAACCGAAGAUUCUGAACAUUAUUCAAUUCCCAUUAGAUCAUAUCGUGAUCAAUUUGAAAUAAUUGAAUCAACUUUAAGAAAUUCGUUUGAUGCUUCUCAAAUAACCAUUAUUAGAUAUCCCAGCGUGAUAAGUCAGCACUUGUUACAUUUCUCGCGAUAUAUAUGUGAAAAAUCGCAAAUACCGAUGAUUGAUAAUCCAAACAUGAUCUUUGAAUGUUGUGACAUUAGCGACAUUGUUCGUGCGCUUUGUUAUGUUCUUUAUUGUCCUGUCCAACGACAUGGUGGCAAAGAAUAUAAGAUAACAGGCCCAAACUUAUUGACAACUCAUGAAAUCGCGGUUAAAGCGUCGUUAGGUUUAGGGCGUGAAAUCAAAGUAGAAUUAAUGCCCAUCAGACAAUUACAACGGAUGUUGAUGGAUAUAACAUCUGAUAGAGAGAUAGCUGCUUACCUUUUAGAAUUAUGGGGUCUGCAAGGUUAUGUUGGUGCUUCUCGAAGAGUUCAAGUAACACGAGAUUUAGAGAUCAUUACGGGCGGUACAGGAAAGAGUCUGAGAGAAUUUUUUGAAAAUAACCGUGAAGAUUUUAUUGGAAAUUAUUAA